AUGGCCCCCCCACCCCCCGCCAGGGGGUACCUACUGGGUACCCUCAGCAAGACGUCUGAGGGUACCCUCAGCAAGACGUCUGAGGGUACCCAGUGCAACCAAGAGCAGAUCGACGGUUGGAAGAAAAUCGUGGAUGCUGUUCAUGCAGAAGGUUCUAAAAUCUACUGCCAGUUGCUGCACUGUGAGUCGCAAGGUCUCUCUCCCUCGGGAUCUCAGCUUAGCGGCAAUGACAGUGGGUCGGAUCAGUCACCCCGAUGCACCCGAGCAAUUGGCACCCCAGGGACCUCCAAUUAUUACGUAAAAUGGCUUCGAGGCCCCCUCCGGAGGCCAUCAAACCACCCCCUACCCCCCCUGAUCGGAGGCCAUCCUGGAGGCGCCUUCCUAAUUGGGAUGCUGCCUGGCCAUUUGUCCACUGCCUGUAUGGUAGGCUAG
This is a messenger RNA of Mycena citricolor, 432 nucleotides long. The record is from the annotation of a GenBank genome assembly. NCBI's taxonomy places the organism in Eukaryota, Fungi, Basidiomycota, Agaricomycetes, Agaricales, Mycenaceae.